AUGCCCAGGAACAGGGCUUUUUCGGAGCCCGAGUGCUCGGCCGAGUACUCCGCCGACUACUCGGUGAGCCUGCCGUCGGACCCCGAGCACGGCGUGGGUCGGACCCAUGAGGUGACGGUGCGCAGCUCGGGACCCUGCCUCUGCCUACCCCGCUUUAUGCGCCUCACCUUCGCUCCCGAGUCCCUGGAGAACCUCUACCAGACCUAUUUCCGCCGCCAACGCCACGAGACCCUCCUGGUGCUGGUGGUCUUCGCCGCCCUCUUCGACUGCUACGUCCUCGUCAUGUGCGCCGUGGUCUACACCGCCGACAAGCUGGCCCCGGUGCUGGCGGCGGCGGCCGGGCUGGCCGCCCACGUGCUGCUCUUCAUCCUCUGCAAGUACAGACUGCUCCCCGAGCGGGUGGCCCGCAGGUUCCUGCCCUACGUCCUUUGGGUCCUCAUCUUGGCCCAGAUCUUCUGCUACCUGGGUCUCAACUUCUCCCGCUCGCCCGAGGCCAGCGACACGGUGGGCUGGCAGGCUUUCUUCGUCUUCUCCUUCUUCAUCACGCUGCCGCUGCGCUUGGCGCCCAUCGUGCUCAUCACCGCCGUCUCCUGCGGCGUUCACACGCUGGUGCUCGGUGUCACCGUCGCCCAGCAGCGGCAGGACGCCCUGGAUGAGGGCACGCUGCUGAGACAGAUCCUGUCCAACGUUGCCAUCUACCUUUGCACCAUCACGGUGGGCACCAUGUCCUACUACAUGGCCGACCGCAAGCACCGCAAAGCCUUCCUCGAAGCACGCCAGUCCCUGGAGGUCAAGCUCAAUCUGGAGGAGCAGAGCCAGCAGCAGGAGCGGCUGAUGCUCUCCAUCCUGCCCAAGCACGUGGCCGAUGAGAUGCUGAAGGACAUGAAGAAGGACCCGAGCCAGAAGGAGAUGCAGCAGUUCAACACCAUGUACAUGUACCGCCAUGAGAACGUCAGCAUCCUCUUCGCAGACAUCGUGGGCUUCACUCAGCUCUCCUCGUCCUGCAGCGCCCAGGAGCUGGUGAAGCUCCUCAACGAGCUCUUCGCCCGCUUCGACAAGCUGGCAGCCAAAUACCACCAGCUGCGCAUCAAGAUCCUGGGCGACUGCUACUACUGCAUCUGCGGGCUGCCCGAGUACCGGGAGGACCACGCCGUCUGCUCCAUCAUGAUGGGGCUGGCCAUGGUGGAGGCCAUUUCCUACGUGCGGGAGAAGACCAAGACGGCGGUGGACAUGCGGGUGGGGGUCCACAGCGGGACGGUGCUGGGGGGCGUGCUGGGCCAGAAGCGCUGGCAGUAUGACGUGUGGUCCACCGAUGUCACCGUGGCCAACAAGAUGGAGGCGGGCGGCAUCCCUGGGCGGGUGCACAUCUCGCAGAGCACCAUGGAUUGCCUAAAGGGUGAGUUCGAGGUGGAGCCGGGUGAAGGUGGCUCACGCUGCGAGUACCUGAAGGAGAAGGGCAUCGUCACCUACCUCAUCGUGGUCCCCAAGCAGCCCCUCCGCAACGGCAUCAACGGGGUGGUGAGUGGUGGUGGCGGCGGUGCCUUGUCGCUGACCUCAUCCCAUGGCGGCUCCCCACCGUUGGUCAACACCAAGGAGCGCAACGGCAGCCUCAGCCUGGCCUGUGCCAGCCCCGAGGAGCCCAAGGAGCCCGAUGCCAGGGCAGUGAACCCCUCCUUCCCCAACCCUCGUCGGCGGCUGCGGCUGCGGGACCUGGCCGAGCGGGUGAUCGACGCCUCGCAGAACGAGCAGGAGCUCAACAAGCUGCUCAACGAAGCCUUGCUGGAGCGCGAGUCCGUCCAGGCGCUGAAGGGGAAGAGCACCUUCCGGCUCUCCAUGCGCUUCAUUGACCCCGAAAUGGAGACGCGCUACUCGGUGGAGAAGGAGAAGCAGAGCGGGGCCGCCUUCAGCUGCUCCUGCGUUGUCCUCUUCUUCACCGCCUUGGUGGAGGUCUUCAUUGACCCCUGGUUGGUGGCCAACUACGUGACCUUCGUGGUGGGGGAGAUCCUGCUGCUCAUCCUCACCCUCUGCUCGUUGGCUGCCAUCUUCCCCCGGGUCUUCCCCAAAAAGCUCGUGGCCUUCUCCACCUGGAUCGACAGGACCCGCUGGGCGCGCAACACCUGGGCCAUGGCUGCCAUCGUCAUUGUAACCGUCGCCGACAUCGUAGACAUGCUCAGCUGCCGGCACGACCAUGGCGGGAUGGGCAACAGGACAGUGGGGCCACCGCAGCCGGGCAGCUGCGGGGAGCAGCCCAAGUACUACAGCUACAUCGCCCUGUUGGCCUUGGUGGCCACCAUCAUGCUGGUGCAGGUCAGCCACAUGGUCAAGCUGACCCUCAUGGUGCUGAUCACCGGGGCCGCCGGCGCCGUCAACAUCUACGCCUGGGAGCACAUCUUCGACCAGUAUGACCGCCGCCGUGGCCGGCAAAGCACGUUGCCCACUGCCCACCCACGCCUCGCUGGCUCCGCCGGCAGGUCCUCGCUGGUCCCCUCCAAGUACUCCAUGACGGCAAUGAUCUUCAUUGUGAUGCUCAGCUUCUACUAUUUCUCUCGCCACGUGGAGAAGCUGGCCAGGACCCUCUUCCUCUGGAAGAUCGACGUCCACGACCAGAAAGAGCGGGUCUACGAGAUGCGGCGCUGGAACGAGGCCCUCGUCACCAACAUGCUGCCCGAGCAUGUGGCCCGGCACUUCCUGGGCUCCAAGAAGCGGGAUGAGGAGCUGUACAGCCAGUCCUAUGACGAGAUUGGUGUCAUGUUCGCCUCCCUCCCCAACUUUGCCGACUUCUACACGGAGGAGAGCAUCAACAACGGGGGCAUUGAGUGCUUGCGGUUCCUCAACGAGAUCAUCUCCGACUUUGACGCGCUCCUGGACGAACCCCAAUUCCGGUGCAUCACCAAAAUCAAAACUAUCGGCAGCACCUACAUGGCCGCUUCUGGAGUGACCCCCGAUGCCAACACCAAUGGCUACAGCACCAAGAAGGAGACCCUCUCGGAUAAAGAGCGCUGGCAGCACUUGGCCGACCUGGCCGACUUUGCCUUAGCCAUGAAGGUGACGCUGAUGAACAUCAACUACCAGUCCUUCAACAACUUCAUGCUCCGCAUAGGCAUGAACAAGGGGGCUGUGCUGGCGGGCGUCAUCGGCGCCCGCAAACCGCACUACGACAUCUGGGGCAACACGGUGAACGUGGCCAGCAGGAUGGAGUCCACCGGCGUGAUGGGGAACAUACAGGUGGUGGAGGAGACCCACCUCAUCCUAAAGGAGUACGGCUUCCGCUUCGUGCGCCGGGGAGCCAUCUACGUCAAGGGCAAAGGGGAGCUGCUCACCUUCUUCCUCAAGGGCCGGGAGAAGCAGGGCUCCUUUGUCAACGGCUCCUCCGUCACCCUGCCCCAUCAGGUGGUGGACAGCUCGUGA
Molecule: messenger RNA, 3408 nt
Organism: Gymnogyps californianus (California condor)
Lineage: Eukaryota; Metazoa; Chordata; Aves; Accipitriformes; Cathartidae
Gene: ADCY3
Product: adenylate cyclase 3
Exons: 20
Coding region: 1-3408 (1135 amino acids)
Biological process (GO): cAMP biosynthetic process; intracellular signal transduction; adenylate cyclase-activating G protein-coupled receptor signaling pathway
Cellular component (GO): plasma membrane
Molecular function (GO): adenylate cyclase activity
Source: RefSeq, a predicted model, not a curated record